AUGGCUACACAGAGCGUACCAAUUCAUCGUACAAAUACAAAUUCAAGUGCUUCAAAUAAUAAAACUGAGGUAUGGUUUAAUGCAUUUGAUUUUGCACCUGGUCAAGAUGAAAAUAUUCGUUGGCUUAGUCGUCCAAAUCAACAAUUAGUAGAAGAAAAACAUUCUUAUGAUGCAGAAAAAUUUCGUAUUACAUUUGAUGUUGAAAAUUUUCAGCCUGAUCAAAUUAAAAUUUAUAUUCAAAAUCAUAAAUUAACCAUAUCAGGUGUUUAUGAAGAACGUACUGAAAAUCGUUUUGUACAAAAAAAAUUUGAAAAAAAUGUUGAGCUUCCAGGUGAUGCUGAUGUUGAUUCAAUUGCAUCAUUUAUAACUCCAGCUCAUAUGCUUGUUGUUGAAAUUCCACUUCAUACAUCAACACAAGCUGAUCAUUUAAAUAUUACUAGCAAUCAAAAUAAUCAACGUCGUCUAUCAUUUUCAUUGGAUAAAUAUAGUACAUCAAAUAAUCAAGGUUUAUUAUCAACAUCAAAUGAUGUCUCUAGUUCUUCAACAACAGAUCAACAAAUUCAACGAACAUCUGUUACAAAAACUACAAAAAAAACGACAACAACAACGACAACAGGCGGCUUAACUGAUCUUACACAUGAUGCAGCUGAAUUACUUAAAAAUGUGGAUACAACAACUGCUAGCAAUAUUCAUUCUCAUAGUACACAUACAUCAGAACAUUAUUCAUCGGAUACAGGCAUUCAAAAAAUUGAUGUUGCUGACCCUGAUAAAUCAUCAUCAACAACAACUAAACAAAUAGUGUCAACAAGUUCGGAUUUGGCAAAUUUACCAAUAGAAAUUCCACCGGAACUUUUAGCUAGUGGUGGUACAAUAACAAUUAAACACCAAAAAGUUACAACAAUAAAAGAAAUCCAAGGAAACAUUGAUCAAGGUAUUUCUAUACCAAUUGCACAUAGCACUGAUGCACAAUCAACAACAACUAAACAAACAGUAUCAACAAGUUCGGAUUUGGCAAAUUUACCAAUACAAAUUUCACCGGAACUUUUGGCUAGUGGUGGUACAAUAACAAUUCAACACCAAAAAGUUACAACAAUAAAAGAAUUCCAAGGAAACAUUGAUCAAGGUGUUUCUAUACCAAUUACACGUAGCACUGAUGCACAAUCAACAUCAACUAAAACUACAAGUACAACAAACAAUACAUCACAAAACACAUUAAAUCAACAACAGUCAAGCACUAGUGAACGUCAUGAUUCAAAAACAACAUCAAGCAGUAAUCAAAAUAGAAAGUAUACACUUGAAGAAUUUCUUCAAAAUAAAACCUGGAAUCCAUCACUUGUUGAUGGUCCUGAUGGCAAGAAAGUUCUCUAUAUGCGUUUACAAAUGAAGCCAGGUACAACAUUGGAUCAAAUGAAAAUUUCACUUAAUGGAUAUGAUUUACGCAUCGAAGUUAAUAAUAAAGUAUCAACUGAUGGUAUUCACUAUAUGAGUGAACAUAGUUAUCGUCAAGUUACUCUGUUUUCUUCUUGUGAAGUUGAUCAUUUGACAACAGAAUUGAAAGAUGAUGGUUUUCUUCAUAUACAAGUCCCUAUCAAAUUAUAA
Rotaria sordida is the source of this 1599-nucleotide messenger RNA. The record is from the annotation of a GenBank genome assembly. Lineage: Eukaryota; Metazoa; Rotifera; Eurotatoria; Philodinida; Philodinidae.